GGGUGUUGGUUCCUCAGUAUCACACUGGACACGAUCGACAUCGCAGUUUUCAAACGGUUUUGUAGAUUAUUCGAUAUAACGUAAUUGUCGGACAUUAUUAGUUUUGAAAACGUAACUGUCGAGACGAACUUUGUUAUUUUUUGCAUAGUGCAAUUAGUUUUAAUAAUUUUUAACGACUUUACUCAGUAUCCAGGAUGGUUUACAGUGAACGCGCAGUGGCAAUAAUUGUCGGUGUAGUCCUUCUUGUAGCAUCAGGAUCUGCCUUACGAUGCUGGGAUUGCUCGUCUAAUGUAAAUGCCAUGUGUGCUGAUCCAAUGAAUACCACGGACCAUCAAGCUGCAUUCCACGUAAGAACAUGCGAACCAGGCCAUUACGGCUCCGCCAAACCGAUUUGCCGCAAGAUUGUCAAAAGAGAAUACGGCGACCGAAUUGUGAUACGUCAAUGUUCCACUCCGUACAACGACGAAAUCAAUAUCGACGACGGCCCAUGCAGCUCUACAAUGCAGUCAGGACAUGGCGUAAUCGAAUCCUGCAAUAUUUGCAACACCGAUUUAUGUAAUUCCGCGACGACCGCAUCUACAACGCGACUACUCUAUGCCGGUACACUGACACUCCUCGCCUGUAUCUUCUACCAGUCAAAAUACUCUGUUUUUUAACCUCGCGAGUUGUAGCACAGCGCGUAACACCAUGGCCGAGUGAUGGUGAUCAUCGACUAAAAAGGAGAAAAAUAUUCAUGAUAGCGUAGCUGCGCGAACACUUAAUGCUAUUUACACAUGACUAACAAAUUGUUACUCCUUCAGAGUCGGUUUUGGUUUCGUGAGGACAUAUAAGUAUACGGAAAUAAUUUCGCACAAUUAGUGUCGUGUUUUGCGGGCAGUACGCGAUGAUGUCACGCGAAAGGUGCUGCUGAAAAAAGUUGUGCGCGCACACAUCGCCUGGAAUUUAAUUUGGCGAUCCAGUUGUUGCGAAGUAUUAUAAAUGAUAAGUGCGCGAAUUGCGAGUGACACUGAUUUGCCAAUUAUUGUAAAUACAAAAUAAAGAACGUAACAUAA
Molecule: messenger RNA, 1052 nt
Organism: Odontomachus brunneus
Lineage: Eukaryota; Metazoa; Arthropoda; Insecta; Hymenoptera; Formicidae
Exons: 3
Coding region: 195-656 (153 amino acids)
Biological process (GO): positive regulation of voltage-gated potassium channel activity; regulation of synaptic transmission, cholinergic; sleep
Source: RefSeq, a predicted model, not a curated record